This is a messenger RNA of Cheilinus undulatus (humphead wrasse), 11346 nucleotides long. It is a transcript of the gene trps1, whose product is annotated as trichorhinophalangeal syndrome I. Lineage: Eukaryota; Metazoa; Chordata; Actinopteri; Labriformes; Labridae. Gene Ontology annotation, molecular function: DNA-binding transcription factor activity; RNA polymerase II transcription regulatory region sequence-specific DNA binding; zinc ion binding. Gene Ontology annotation, cellular component: nucleus. Gene Ontology annotation, biological process: regulation of transcription by RNA polymerase II. The record is from RefSeq and is a predicted model, not a curated record. The transcript is spliced from 11 exons. The coding region runs from base 721 to 5322 and encodes 1533 amino acids.
CCAGCAAAUCCGGGCUCUGGGGCAGCCGAAUAACAAACUAUAACAUCGGAAUAUUACAACACCUAACUCACUAAUCAGUCGGUAUCAGUGCUGCCGUGAAGCCUUAACUAUCUCUCUUUCCCUCCCAGACCAAAGAAAAAAAGAGAAAGCCAAGACAGUCACCCCGUCCGACAUCAUCAACAAACAAAAAGCCCACAAAGAGACGAACCAGCCAGCCAACCAGCCAAGCAGCCAGCCAGCCACCAUCUUAACAGGCUGCUGAAAGAGACACACACUGAGAGAACAGAGGCUAAUGCUUAUUUUGAUCAACAGGUUGUUAAGGUGAUGGUGGAUUCUGACAGGCGUGACUGAGGACCUUAACAAGAGCCAAAAAAAAAAAAAAAAAAAAAGGCCGGACAGCAAGAGGGCCAGCCUGCAGAGUACCUCUUACACGGAGCUACAGAGAGCCUGAUCACAGGAGCGACAGCCCUGCUGAUGCUACGAGGAGUUUAAGGAGCUUUUUCCCUGGUGUUCAUGGCUCUGUGUGGAGUUACGCAGACCUGAUGAUGAAAAUGGAAGGAUGUUAGUGUGACACCUGUUUUUGCUUCCCAUUACCAUGUGGAGUACAGAAGGCCAGUAGACAAACGUUUGGAGAGAGCGCCACGACGCCGGGUCAACUAGAGCCGCUUCAAUAGAGCUGAUGCCAAGGCCGGGAGUCUGUCAUGAUGUUUAUAUAACCUGAUGAACAGCAGAGAGAUGGUGAGGAAGAAGAAUCCCCCUAUCCGCAGUGUCGGAGGUGAGGAGGAGGAGGAAGAAGAGGGGAGAAGGCCAACAGGAGGAGAAGAGGAAGACGAAGGAGAGGAGGAGGGAAGAGUUGGUGCAGAAGCUGAACGAAUAAACCGCCCCUCUGAACCGGAAUCCUCUGACCGGAUCAGAGGAGACGAGGAGCAGGAAGAGGAGGAAAGUGAGUGUGUGUCCUCAUCUGUCUCCCCCUCCUCUGUUAGUGAUCGCUACGGCAACGAGGACAGAGCGGGGAGGAGAGGAGGGGGGAGAAGAGGUAAAGAAGGCGGAGCGGCGUUGACAGACAGACCUGAGAGCCAGUCGGAGGCCGAGGAUGGGGAGAGAGGAGUAGAAGAGGGAGAGAGGAGAGAGAAGGACAGAGGGGAGGCAGAUAACAUCCCUGCUCCUCUCCUCUCUGCUCCCCACCUCCUUCUCCUCCGCAGACAGGAAGGAGGGGAGGAGUCCACGACGGACACCCCUCCCCUUUCCUGCAGCCCCUCUCCUAAACUUCAGGACUUCAAGUGCAACGUGUGCGGUUACGGUUACUACGGCAACGACCCAGCCGACCUGGUGAAGCACUUUAGGAAGUAUCACCUGGGUCUGCACAAUCGCACACGGCAGGACGCUGCCCUCGACACGCACAUACUGGCCCUGCACAACAUGGCCCCCCAACACACACCUCUGGAUGCACAGACGGGACAGGGGCAGAGGAACCAAGCCAAAGAGUCAGGGAAGACAAGAUCAGACUUCCACAAUCAGCAACACAGGACAGUGAUGAUGAACGGCACAUAUGACGUACAGGUGACGUUGGGUGGCACGCUGAUUGGGAUUGGCCGGAAGACCUCUGAUUGCCAGGGGAAUACAAAGUACUUUCGCUGCAAAUUCUGCAACUUCACUUACAUGGGCAGUAACUCCUUAGAACUUGAACAACACUUUCUGUCCUCGCAUCCAAAUAAAGUCAAAACUCCACCAACCACGCCCCUUUUGGCCAACAGUAACCUUUCAACACACGACAACCAGGCCAAGGAAAGGAGUCAAAUCCUAGACGGGGCAGAGCGAGUCGCAGUGAGAGCAGAAGAUGACUCAUUGGUCGGAUACUCCAUCCCAGUCAGGGCAUCUUCGGAUCCAUUAGGCUGGACGGGGGAGUCAGGUCGAGGCGCCGUGCACGCCUACUAUUGGUGUAAAUUCUGCAGCUGGAGUUGUGAGUGGUCAGGGGGCUCUGUGAAGCUUUUAGAGCACUAUGAACAAAGACACAGAAUGAACACAGGAGGUACGAUGAGCCCCAACAACGCUAAUCCAGACAGAGAGCGGGAGCGAGGAGGGAGGAGAGAGGGAGGAGAAAGAGACCAAGUGGCUUCAAAAAGUCGCAAAGAACUGUCAUCCACCCCAUCUGGCAUGAGCAAAGGAGACCCGAACAGCAGUGAUCCAGAGGCAGUCGUGACCAGUUAUAACUGCCAACUGUGUGACUUCAGAUACUCCAUGGCCCACGGUGCAGAUGUGAUCGUAGUAGCUCCGUUACUCCUUCACUACCAGCACAACCACUCCAUCCACCGCUGCUGCAUCCAGCACUGCAUGUACUGUCCACAGGGGCUUUGCCAGCCCCACAAACACCUGGGGGAGGUUUCUCAUCCCUUUGCUUGCCGGAAGCCCACCUGCUCUAAAUGCUCUUCCAAGUUCCCUCAGUCCACCAAACAGCAGGAAACCAUCGCUUCAAAACCCGCCGCCACCACCUCACCCAGCAUGACCCCUCCUAAUCCUAGAGGUGACCCCGCUGUGAUUGUGGGAUCAACUUUUCACCCCUCUAACCCCUCCCAUCCUGUCGUCACACAAGGCGUCACCCACUUGUGCGACCAGUGCGCAUUUGCCACCACUGACAUUGACGUGUUGCUCCAACACUACGAAAGCUGCCACACCCUGAUUAACCUAAAGGGGGCACCGCCACAUGUCAAGGCUGAGGAGGAGGCUGGUGGGGAGAAAGAUGGAGGGAGGGAGAGAGGAGAGGGAGAGAGAGAGUACUCAUGUACAAAAUGUCACUUCAUCACAGAGGUGGAAGAAGAGAUUUUUAGACACUACAGGCGUGUCCAUGCGUGUUGCCGUUGCAGGCGCUGCGACUUCACUGCCCCUGAUUCGACGGCUCUCCUGGACCAUUUCAACUCUGCCCACUGCCAUGAGACCUCCCCUUCAUUAAACUCAUUGACAACAACGUCCUUACCCACCUCUCUGACACCUUCAUUAACACUCUCAGCCAAUGGCUGCUCAGCUCCCUCUACUUUGGCAAUUAAAGAGGAAAGCAAGGGUGAUCUGCGCCUCCUUUACUCCCUGGCGCCCCCUGAGGGUCGGCUGGCAGAGGGGGGCAGAGAGGAAACAGGAGGGGUGGUGAAAAGUGAAGGAGGUGAGGAGAAAGAAAGGGAACGAGAGAAAGGCUGGGUGCUUGGGGAGACCAGAGGACUUGGAGAAAGAGGAGGCGAUCAGGCCCACGGGUUACUUUGGGUGCCAAAGGAGCGAAUGGGACCUGAGAGAGGAGCAGGAAGUGGGAGCCCCUCUCUUUUCCCCUCCCCACUCUCGUUUGUUUCAGCCAGUCAGGAGUCCACGCAGCAUAAGAGAGGUGUAGCCUCACCCAGCAUGGUUUACCUGGGAGACACCAAGUCAUUUUUGGGAGAUACCAAGCAAUUUCUGGGGGAUGCCAAGCUGUAUGGAGGAGGAAGGCCAGGAGGAGUCACAGCAGGUGGAGGAGAGAAGCAGAUCCAGAUGUCCCAGCAGCAGUACACAGGAGGAGGAGCGAGUGGGGGUGGAGGUGGACAGGAGGCAAAAGCAGCUAAAGAAGAGUCCCAGUCUCUGCUACGGAGGCGUAGGGGGAGCGGAGUCUUCUGUGCAAACUGUCUGACCACCAAGACAUCGCUGUGGAGGAAGAACGCUAAUGGAGGCUAUGUCUGCAACGCAUGUGGCCUAUACCAAAAGCUGCAUUCGACACCCAGACCUUUAAACAUCAUAAAGCAGAACAAUGGCGAACAAAUCAUCCGCAGACGAACCAGAAAACGUCUCAACCCUGAUUCGCUGUCAUCUGAAACCCCCGCCUCCAAGCAACAACGCAUCACCAGUGAGGAGCGAAUGAACGGGGAAGAGUCAGACAGAAGUUGUGCUUCAGUCAAAAACCAGCAGCCCUCGCCUCGCUCACGAUCACCCAGGUCUACUCAAGCUUUCCUCGCCAAUCAAACUUUAGAGAUCCACAGACGAAUGCCUCCUCUGCUUCUCCCUUCACAUCCUCCAUCCUCAUUGGUAGCCGAGGGCAAUGGUGGCCUCACAGAGGGAGGGAUAGCAUCGAAGGUAGAGGGAGGUAAAGGAGGGGGAUCUGAAAGAGGAAGUCCAAUUGAGAAGUACAUGCGUCCAUCAAAGCCGUCAAGUUAUUCCCCUCCUGGUUCACCCAUUGAGAAGUAUCAGUAUCCAUUUUUUUCCUUACCAUUACCUUUAACCCUCUCACCUGAUUUGACCCCUGAAUCUGAUUGGCUCAGAUUCUGGAGCAAGUACAAGAUGGCCACUGCAUCUGGGGUUCCUGGUAGCAUCAGUAAUCUAAGCAGCCCCGGUAGCCUGGGAAAUAACGCCCAUUAUCUCGGUGCAAUGGUGACUCCUGUACAGCAUCAUCAGCAAAGCUACACGGUGCCUUACAGCGCCUCUCCUUACUCUCCUCUGCCUCCUCCCCCAGCUGCUCCUCACUAUCCUCCUCCUCCUCUUCACUCGCAAACCUCUUCAGCAGCCUCUUUAGAAAGUGAAGCUCCGCUUGAUCUUGCAAUAAGACAAAGAGAUCCAAGUGCUGCCAACGCGCAUAUGUCAACAAACGGUUCUGAGAGGAGAAGGCAAGAGUCACCGCUUGCUGAGAGGUUGAUGGAGAACUGGAAAGGAGUGAAAGAGGAGGAGGAGAGGACGGAUGGAGGAGGGAACCAGAGGGAGGAGACAGGAAAGGAAGAAAAGGUUCAUUUGGUAAAAAGUCGAUCAAGUGUCCCAACCAAUCGCACAACGGUCGAAGUGUCCACGCAGGAUGACCUGACCAACCGAUGCAUCCACUGUGGGAUCUACUUCCUAGAUGAGGUCAUGUACGCCUUGCACAUGAGCUGCCAUGGCGACCAGGGACCAUACCAAUGCAGUUUUUGCCUCCAUGUGUGCACAGAUCGCUAUGACUUCACCACACACAUACAGAGGGGCUUGCACAGGUACGCAGAUAAAAUGACACAAAACAGAGGACUAGUGCAGGAGGGCGUCAUUCAGAAUGCUGCAGUGAUGUCAGAGCGAGGGAGUUAUGAUGUGACACAGGAGGGAAAAAAUGAAGGCGAUCAAAGGGAGAUCAUGCAUGAAAGCAGCGAUGUAGUAAAAGAUUGUCAUGACAAAGCAAAAGAAGCUCCUAGAGAUGAAACAGGAGUUGAAAAGGAGGUAAAAGAUGACAGUCCGGAUGUCACAAACCAGGAACUUGGAGUGAAAGUUGUAUCAGGUAGCAGUGAUGACAUCACACAAACCCCAGAAAUGACUGACGCUGAUUCUAAAGACUUAGCUAAGAAUACAGAGAGUAAUUAAUCUGAUGCCUUUGACUCACACAACCCCUUAAGAACACAUUUAUACUUUGGAAAAAUAAGCUGUGUGCCUCCUUGUUGCAGGAGGCUAUCUCAUGUCUGAGUAGACCUAACCUGGGCUCUGAAUGGAGAGCACCCUUAUGCUGGAAGCACUCGGCUGUCAAAUGGUCAAAAAUCAUAGUAAGAUCCUGCUGAACUGCUGCAGGGACAGUAGUAUCCAACAAGGCAUGAAGCUGAAAUCACCUUUUAAUAAGCAGCCACUUCAUGUGCUCUCCAGAGAAGAGGAUUGGAAGCUCCACUGAACGUUGGACCGAUCCCGUUUCGGAUGAGUUUGAGGAGCUCGGCACUUGCACAGCAACUAGACAGCAGAGCAAAAAAAAAAAAAAAGAAAAAGAAUGCUGGAAGCAAACUAUUUUAUUUGAACUGGACUGAGCUGGUCCUUUACAUGCUAAGCUUUAGUGAACCCCAAACUCAUCUGAUGUGUUGUCUUCUCUUGGUACAACCAGAUCUGAUCUGGUUCCUCCUGGUCCAGAGCAUGACCGUAACUAUUGCACCACUGUGCAAAUGGAUUCAAAACCAAAAGUUCCUUCACCUCUCUCAGAGUGAAAUCAGAUUGUCUUUGCUGGUGGGGUCAUCUUGGUACAAAUGGAUCUGCUUUCACACGUGCCAUGUUGUUUUAAAACUGUUGAUGCAAAAUCACCACAGCUGCAAAAUGGCCCAAAGUGGGAGAUUUGUUGGGUUUGAUUUGACUUGAGACUUUCUGAACUGCUUACAGCCAGUUAAAACUGGUCUAAAUAACCGGAGUGAUUCCGGACCGAAGUGUUCUCUUCAUCCAUUUGGAUCGAACCAAGUGACUUCAUUUUUUACCUUCCUCUGUGCCAUGAUACUAGCUAUGUGCCUGGCUGCCUGCCUAAUUGAACAACCAUCUAUUAACCUGCUUAACAUUUAUAUUAAUAAAAUAAUAAUGGUAAUAAUAAUAAUGAUGUUGAUGUUAUAGUACAAACAUGCAAUUUGCUACACUUUCCUAUAUAAUAUGUUAUUUUGUAAAGGCAAAUAAUGCUUUUUUUGCAGGAAAUGGUACUAUAAAAAUUAGUCUAUUUGAGUUUGUUACAUUUUUAGCUAUUGUGUUUUUUUGUUGUUGAGAAUGUUGCAUCUUACACAAAAUGGUACAGCAAAAGAGGAAAGUUGUGUGUAUGUGUGCAAAUGUGUAAAUGUGUCUAUAUGUGUAAGGAACAAAGGAUGCGUCCGUCCCCAAACCAUGAUGUAAAAAUAAUGAAGGCUAGCACUCGGUUUUCCAGUCCUCAGGGGUCACAUGUGUUGCACACCAACCUGCCUGUUACAGCAUGUGACACACAGUUUUUACAUGUUAAAUGCUUUUAGCAUGUUAUGUAAGGUUCUCUUAUACAUGUUUCAUGUGUCAAAAGGUCAAAAUAGUCUUAGUAUAUUACAUUAUUUUUUCUGUUUGUCGUUGACAUGUUGAGUUACAUGGUUUAAUAGAGAGACUUAAGAAUUAAGGGAGAUAGACCCUUAUUUCCAUAAGGAUCAACCAUUUGUGUUAUCUGUUUGAGCUUUUUGCCUACAGUGUUUUAUCCAGUCUGUCUCAUAUGUUUGAGUUUAGUAGGUAACUUCUAUUUAUGUAGCAUGGUAGUGUUGUGUAAAAUCUUCAAAAGAAGUUGCCUUGUCAGCGAUUGGGAGCUGUUUCAUCUUAGUGCUAAGAAACUACUAAGAAAAACUCCAAGUUAUAAUUCAUAAUUCAGUGAAAUCAAAUGCUCCUUUCGCUUUUAAUUCAAACUAAAUGAUCCCUCUUUUUUACCAUUUAUUUCUCGUUUUAGUUCCUAAAAGAAAAGACCUUGUUAAACUCUGAGUGUCUCUUUAAACAAAACUUCACAGUUUCUCUCCUUUAUUUUCAUUAUUGAGAGAGUCGGGUCCUAAAGUCGCCCUGUUCUUCUGAGUGAAUCAACAAAGUGGCCAACUUGCUUAUUUUUGUAAAGAGAGAAUCACUGCUCCAGCCUUGAUGCCUUAGUUGCUAGAAAACAAACACAAAAAUCACCAAGGGACUCCUUUGAAGGAAACAAUAAUAGGCAGGAAGAAAAUAAAAGACGGGGAGGAAAAAGAGAGAUAUUUUUCUAUGCCAAAAGACAUGAAUGAAAACUAUUCCGCAGAGUGCCUGCUAACUUUUACAGUUUUGUUUUUUUUAAUAGGUAUGUUUAUCCGUGUCAAAAAGUUUGUAAGUUAUGAGUCAUGUCAGGCAAAGUUGGCAACAGAUUCCCAUGUACCGCAUCAUCAGAGUGAUCUGCUUGAUUCUUGAGAUUUGCCUUUUUUACCCUAGAAAUUAGGUGCUUAGUGCUUUUAGAAAAGGGCAUCAUGCUUUUAUUACUGUUCUUAUCAUUAUUUUUCUGUAAAUCUAUGACAGUUUUUGGGAGAUAUGCCUAAGCAACCAUGAUCUAAAACUUCAACAUCAGUAAGUUAUUCUGUGCUGUUUCAAUUAUUCAAAGUGAAAGUUGUUCUGUUUGGUUUUUGUUUGGUUUUGUUUUUAAAUAGCCUGCAUUCAUGAAGUGGGUAAAGGUAAAAAUCCUCAGUGUUACUAAUUUAGAAAACACUUUAUCAAGAAUACGUUUUUAACAUUUUCUGCUGGGUGAAAUGGAGAUUUCAGAUAAAGGCUAAAUUCAUUAUUUCUUAAGCAGGCAGUGAUGUGAGAUGUUUUCUUGUAGAAAAGACAGAAAGAGUCAGAGAAAUGCUGAACUUUUCAACUGAACAUUGUGCUGUCAUCAGCGUGGAGGAAAUCUGGUUCAUGCUGCCAGUAUUUUCCUUAAAGCAUAUUUGGCUUGACAAGAUUCUGUACCCAUGUUUAGGCCAAGUUUAACUUAUCUUGAUAUAUAUGAGCAUCUUUGGUACAUGUUUAAAAAUCAAACUUAUCGGUGCUUAGUUUGUUUUUUUAAAACCCUAAGAAACUUUUCCAUUUAUGAAUGAAAUACAAUUAAGAUUUGCUGUUGUCUAAAUGCAAAUAAGUCUGCCUUACUAUUUACACAUUUAUAGAACACAAACUUCUGUUGAACAAACUAUUUCUACACGUGGAGGGUGUUUUUUGCUGUGUGAGCACCUUUACCUGUAUGGCUUAUCUCUGUGUAUCACAGCUGUCAACAUAGGCUGGCUAUACUUUAGACAGUUCUCAAAUCUUAACCAUUUUUAGAUAUUGGAGACCACAGAUGUAAGGAAAAUUUUAACCAAUUUUAAACAUGUCAACAUUUGAAUGCAAACAUGAGACCAGAGGUUUCUGAAUGUUCUGCUGAAGUACACUGAUGUGCUUUAAGGCUAGUCUAGUUGUGCCAUGGGACUGUGUACAGCCAUAUGUCACUACUACACAACUAUACAACAAAAAAUACUGUAACGUGUUAAAGAGGCUACUUUAUAUAUGAAUAUGGUGUGCCUUUUAAUUUUGGCCGUUUUUAGUAACUUCACAGUGGAGAUUCAACAGACAUAAGAUCUCGCAGCCACUGCUCUGUUUUGCAGCGGAAAAAACAAACAAAGAGAAGAAAAAAAAAAGGGCUAAUGGGUUAGCAUACAGUAGGUCUGCUCUAGACUGAAAAGAUACCAGUUGGUGAUGCUGCCCAGUCAGCCAACUCUCGUAUUUUUGCUGGUAUUUGCCAUUUUUUUUAAAUAUUAAAAAUCUCGUAUUAAGUUUUGAAAAUAUACCGUCUCCUGUAGGACACACCUGAUAUAAAAAAAAAAAAGAUAUUAAACAGCUUUUCAAUCAGGAUCCGGCUUUUUGUGAUCACGUAAAAGAGCCGGCUCACUAGCAGCCAGGAGAAAGUUUUGAGCAAGAGAAAAGUUUCAGGUAGGCUCGCUCCAUAAACUUCUCCUUUUUCUGGUGUUUUUUCUGUGAUAGCCUUACUUACAUGCCUGGCAUGUAUAGUAAAGCAUUUUCAGUCAUCUUCAGUGGUUUCAUGCUUAUGCAGACAUUUCUUGAAACAAUGCCAUGUUUGUGGGGAAAAAAAUAUUUAAAUGAAAAGAAUGAGAUUGUUUUCAUAUCUGUGAACAGAAAUCUGUGGAUUAUCGUAUUGGCAUCACACACUUGAGAAUUAUUUCAACACAUAAUCAUGCACAACAAGCCUCAAAUCAAGUUACGCUUCUCCGAUGUUGGGAAUAUGCAAAUUGGAUUUACAACUGUCAAGUGUGUAGCCAGCCUUAAGCUUAUUUUCAUAGUUACAUGGCUAAAAAUACUGAAUUCUGAAGUUUGCCCUUCAUUUGCUGUUCCAUCCUACUGUAUAAAGACUUAUGAAGUCAUUUAAAAAGCAUCAUAUUCCUGAGUUAUCAUAGGGAAUCCUGCGCUAAUGUUUUUUUUUUUUUUUUUUAAAGAAUAAAUGUGCUGUAGCUAUGGGCAUCCUUUAAAGGGCUGCUUGCAUGAAUCAAACUGUUUACAUUAGCGAAUGUAGCAACAAAAAAAGGAAUGAAGCAGUGCUUUGUUGAAAAAGAACAAAAAGGAAGGACUGAAGGGGGACCUGCUGGUUUGGAUGGAUGGGUGCCUUUGAAGAAAAUCUGGGGAGAAGGUGGGAAAAUGGGAUCAAAUGACUUUUGUAGUGGCUGAUAAAAGAGGUUUAGUUUACGUUUUUGUUCAUCCCUUCACUUCUGUUUUGUUUGUCCCUAAACCUGCCUUCAGAAUCUCUCAGAUCUUUCUCAUCUGUAGUUUAAUUUGACAAAUAACUCUCUCUAUCAACCUCUCUUUUAUCUCUGCACCUGCAACUGUCUCCCUCUCCCAUCCACCUCCUCUGUACUUCACUCUCCUCCGUUCCCUCUCUGGAUUAUGGUAGUCUCAGUUGGUCGACGGUAUUUAAUGGGAGUUAAAUGUCAUACCUUGUUACACCCAACAAAAAAGGCUGAGGUUGAUUCAGUUACCCCUGACAGACAGGAACCUUUCAGCUAACUUUAAUUUCUUUGAAUUUCCUCCUACUUGAAUGAUCCUUGGGUGUGUUAAAAGAUAAAAACCUAAAGUAAAAGUCCAAAUGCUUGCUCGGAGCAAAAAGUGGAUUUUCUCAGAUUUAAGAUCAUUCGUUUACAAAACAGGACUUGCAUAUUAUACAUUCUACAUGAAUUUUCAUCUUUAAUAAGAUUUGAAGUCUUAUAGGAGCAAUUUUCAUGAGAUUUCUGGGAAAGAGGGCUUAGAUAUUAGCAAAAAGAAGAAUUUCUUAUGACUUCAAUUCUUCCUUAGUGAACUGAGGAUCCUCAGUGGUCUGUAAUCAAAUUGUACUUUUCAUAUUAUAAAUGUCCAAUAAUUCACCCAUCAGCCUGGUUAGGAUGCUGUAAAUGUUAAUCAUUAAUGAUAACUGUUGAUCUACAAGUUCUGGGAGAACAUUUCAGUUAUUGUUUCUGGUUUCAAAUGUGCAAAUCUGGUAGGAGAUGCAGUUCUGCAGGACACAACUGACCUUAUUUUACUUCAAUAAUGAGUGUAUGUUUUAGGUUUGAUGGCAUUUCACACCAGCGUUUACAUUUGGGGGGCCUUAACAAGUGUUUUCAUUUUUGUCUUUGUCAGAAUGUUUUAUAGAAAUUGAUGCUGUUGCUUGCACUCCAUUUAUUAUGUUCUUAUUGCCAAGGAAGGGACAACACAAACACACACACAAAGACACAGAGCAGCAGUGGUACGGAUUGAGUGUACAUUAUGGGAUGUAAAGUAUUAACCAUGGGAGAUAAGGGAGGCCAGUUUCUUAUUGGUCAGAAACACACACAUACAUGCAUACAUGCACAGACACAUGAACUAUGUACAUUUAACCAAUAUAUUUUAGUAGGUUUUUGUUUCUAUUAAGUUGAACAGCUUUUAUAGAAAAUUUUGAUUUUUUUUUUUUAGGUUAUUUCUUUCUCAUGUUGUAUUUUAUUCUGCUACCUUCUGUACGUUAUUGUUUUUCAGGUUUUGUGUCAUGCAAAAAUAUUUCAACAACAUAUUUUGACAGCCAAGAAAAAGUUUGUUACACAGCUAAACUUGAAGAAUAAUGUUGAUGAUGAUGACGAUGAUAAUAAUUAAUAAAAGUAAUAACAU